GUGCACGCUCAACCUUGGCGCUGCUUGCGUGGAUGUCAGAGAUCCGCUUCAAAUACAAAAUGAGCGCGUUUGCCCGAUCUUGGAGCGGAUGGAUUCUUUCUAGUACACCAGUAGCAGAAAUCCUCUUCCACCUCUUCCCUCUCAUUGCCAUCUCCCAUCAGCUGGCCGCAUCCCACCACCCAAAAUGGCUGCAACGGCUUACGGCAACGAUGCCUCGCGCGCAUCCAUCGCCUCCCAUUCCUCCAAGUCGGACGAUAAGGAUAUUUCAGGCCCAGGCAUUACCCACGUGCACGACUCUGUCGAAGUCUCUCAUGGACCUCUGGACUUUUUGACGCACAAGUUUAAAAGGAGUCAUGCGGAUCCCGAAGAUGCCGAGACCAGCUCGGUGGACACUGAUCUGCCGCAGGGCAGACAAUUGGGCCUCAUCAGCGCCGUCUUCUUGAUCGUCAACCGCAUCGUCGGCACUGGUGUCUUUGCCACUACGAGCACGCUGCUCGCACAGAGCGGCAGUGUCGGUAUGAGUCUGCUGUACUGGGUGAUCGGAGCCAUUGUAGCUGCCGCAGGUUUCGCAGUCUAUGCUGAGUGGGCAACCGCUCUGCCAAAGAAUGGAGGAGAAUUGAACUACCUGCAACACGCGUACCGCAAGCCCAAGUACCUGAUUCUUACCAUGUAUAGCGCUCAGGCGCUCUUGUUGGGUCAAGCAGCCGGCAAUGCCCUGACGGCAGGUCGAUACUUUCUACGCGCUGGAGGCAGCACCUCGAACGGCUACGAUGCUCGUGGUAUCGGAGUCGCCGUCAUCGUCACUGCCGUCUUGCUUCACGGCACCAGCAUCAAGUGGGGCUUGCGAUUCCAAAACGCCAUCGGAAGCUUCAAGCUCAUCAUUUUGCUCGUCAUCGCCUUUGCUGGAUUCGCAGCAUUGGCCGGUCAUACCAAAGUGCCAGUGGAGAACAAUUUUGCCAACGCUUUUGAAGGUACUCGAAACGACGUUUUCGGCAUUUCUUCUGCCCUCUACAAUGCUCUGUGGAGCUACGUCGGGUAUUCCAAUGCGAUGUAUGCGGCAGGAGAAAUCAAGAAUCCAGCGAGAACCCUCAAAAUUGCCGGACCCUUGGCCAUCGGUGUCAUCACCGUGUUGUAUGUUCUCGUUCAGGUCGCCUACUACGCAGCCGUCCCCAAGCAAGACGUGCUCGAGUCAGAGCAAAUUGUCGCUGCGCUCUUCUUCAGAAACGUCUUUGGUGAGCGCUCAGCUAGAGCGCUCUCCGUCUUUGUCGCUCUCAGUGCUACCGCGAAUGUCUACUCAGUCAUCUUCGCACAAGGCCGUUUGAACCAAGCUGUGGGAAGAGAGGGCAUCAUUCCAUUUGCUCGCGUCUUUGCGACCAAUUGGCCCUUCAAGGCUCCUCUUGCAGGUCUGACGUGGCACGGUAUCGUCACGCUCGUCAUCUUGCUCGCUCCACCGGCAGGAGAUGCGUACAAUUUUGUGCUCAACCUCUCCUCCUACCCGCUCAACGUGGUCAACGCGGCAGUGGGUCUAGCACUGCUCGUCACCUACCUGCCCAUCCCUCGUCAAUACAAGCCUGUGUGGGCUCAAGAUUGGACUUCGCCUUACAAGGCCACGCUGCCCAUCACCUUGUUCUUCUUCCUCAUCAGCACCUUUUUGGUCGUCGUGCCCUGGCUCCCUCCCAAGAGGCCCGAGGAUGCAGUCUACGAACACACUUGGUACGCCCUUGCACCCGCUGUCAGUCUGGGCAUCUUUGCAGGAGGCGCAAUCUACUGGUUCGCCUGGGCCGUCCUCUUCCCAAAGCUGGGGCGUUACGAAUUGGUCAGCACGGAGAUCACGCUUGGGGACGGUACGAUUGCAAAGACGUUUGUUAGACGAAAACAGUAGAGUGGCGCAAUUCGUGCGCAAAUCUAUUCUGUAUUGCAAAGCCUCGUCGCCUUGCCUUCAUGAUCAUGUACAGUCACCAUUCACCUCCCUCAAAAGCGUUUGCCUUGCCAUCACCGGUUCGCGGACACGGCGACGACUCUGGCUGCGCCCUCCCUUUACCGACAUUUCGAGCUCAUCAUCUGUAUCCGAAAUUCAUUCGUCACC
This is a messenger RNA of Ceraceosorus guamensis, 2086 nucleotides long. Its product is annotated as amino acid transporter. NCBI's taxonomy places the organism in Eukaryota, Fungi, Basidiomycota, Exobasidiomycetes, Ceraceosorales, Ceraceosoraceae. Gene Ontology annotation, biological process: amino acid transmembrane transport. The transcript has 3 exons. The record is from RefSeq and is a predicted model, not a curated record. Gene Ontology annotation, molecular function: L-amino acid transmembrane transporter activity. Bases 185 to 1882 code for a protein of 565 amino acids. Gene Ontology annotation, cellular component: membrane.